This is a messenger RNA of Lactuca saligna, 661 nucleotides long. NCBI's taxonomy places the organism in Eukaryota, Viridiplantae, Streptophyta, Magnoliopsida, Asterales, Asteraceae. The record is from the annotation of a GenBank genome assembly.
GGUUGAUUAAACAUGAAAAGAAAACUACUCCAAGUUUUCUGAUGUUAUUUCAAUGGAUGCAACAUAUAGAACAAACAGGUACAAUAUGAUAUUUGUUCCUUUCACUGCUAUUAACAACCAUGAAAAGACAAUCAAUGUUGGAGCAGGAAUAAUAUCAGAUGAAACAAUUGAAUCAUACUCUUGGUUAUUAGAAGCUUUUUUGUCAUCACAAAAGAAGAAACCAAAAAUGAUUUUGACAGAUAUGGAUCCAUCAUUAAAUUCUUCCAUAUCAGAGGAUGCUUCUUCAUUUUAUGAGAAAUGCAUUGAUCCAGUUAUUCAUGACAAGGAAAAAUUACAAGAAUUGGUGAAUUCUCUUCAAGAAUUAAGUGUAAAUUGUGGAAAGGAUGUUGCUUCUAAAUCAAGUUCAAAUCCAAUAAAGGAAGUUGUUGAAAAUAUCAUUGGAGCUCAAAUUUCAAUUGAUGUGAAAAUCAAAGUACUUAGUGGGAUAAAAACAAAAGGAAGUGGAAAGAGGAAUCAAAUCAAAAGUGUUGCGGAAAAAGCAAUAGCUAAGUCUCUUAAACCAAAACGUAUAUGCAACGGAUGCAAGCAAUUAGUCAACCAUGAUCAAAGAAACUGCCCAAUAAAUCCUUCAAAAGUGCUUAAGCCUUUCAAAAAACAAUAA